Pistacia vera is the source of this 1245-nucleotide messenger RNA. RefSeq names its product NAC domain-containing protein 30-like. The transcript is spliced from 4 exons. The record is from RefSeq and is a predicted model, not a curated record. Lineage: Eukaryota; Viridiplantae; Streptophyta; Magnoliopsida; Sapindales; Anacardiaceae. Gene Ontology annotation, biological process: regulation of DNA-templated transcription. Bases 128 to 1108 code for a protein of 326 amino acids. Gene Ontology annotation, molecular function: DNA binding.
CUUCAUCUCCAUCUCCAUCUCCAUCUCCAAACAUUCUUCCAAAAGCUUCAUCGCUUUUGAUCUCAUUCCUUUCCUUUCUCUUUCUUUCACGCAAAAGAACACAAGCUAAGGAGAAUUAAGCUCAUCAAUGGAUCAAUUGGAAUCGUGUAUGCCACCCGGCUUUAGAUUUCACCCAACAGAAGAAGAACUCGUGGGCUACUACCUCAACCGAAAGAUUAACUCCUUGAAAAUUGAUCUAGAUGUUAUCAUCGACAUUGACCUCUACAAAAUAGAGCCAUGGGACAUUCAAGCGAGAUGCAAUCUAGGCUAUGAUGAACAGAACGAGUGGUACUUCUUCAGUCACAAAGACAGGAAGUACCCGACCGGAACUCGGACGAAUAGAGCCACUGCUGCCGGGUUUUGGAAGGCAACUGGAAGGGACAAGGCGGUGCUUUCCAAGAACAAAGUUAUUGGAAUGAGGAAGACGCUUGUGUUCUACAAGGGACGUGCACCAAAUGGAAGGAAAUCUGAUUGGAUCAUGCAUGAAUAUCGGCUUCAAACUUCUGAAAACGGACCUCCUCAGGAGGAAGGAUGGGUGGUGUGCAGGGCAUUCAAAAAGCCAAGCCCUAAUCAGAGGCAAGGUUAUGAAGCUUGGAACCAUGCUUACUAUCUCAGACCUCCAUCAUCAUCAUCUAAUUCUGAUCAUCUUAUGCUUAAUCAUCACCAUCAUCAUCCCAAUCAAUCCACAAGUUUUCCUCAACACCCUUUUGCUUCUCCUUCUGACCUAGAUUAUUUUCCCAUUAAUAAUCAAACUUUCAUGGAAAAUCAACUCAUGGAACUUCCUCAACUAGAUAGCCCUACUCUUUCGACAAGUUUCGCUACGAAAGAUCAAGGCCACCUGCAACAUAACAGCAACAACAUUCUAACCAGUGAAGACUGUGGUGAAGAAGAAAAGAGCAACAAUGGUGGCGAAUACAAUAUUGAUUGGAAAAUUUUGGACAAUUUACUAGCUUCACAAUUGGUUCCCUUCCCCAACAAUUUGCCAUCUUUCUCAAGUCAGAAUAAUAAUUUUGAGCUUGAAGCUCAAACGAGUGUUAGUCAUAUUCUUGGAUGUCUGCAUGAGUUGUAACAAUUUAAAGCCUUAAUUUUGAGGUUAAUUAAUUUCAGUAUAAAUAAUCAAGAGUAAUUAGACUAAGAUUUAAGUUUCCUUUUUUAGAAGUUGUUUAAGAUAUUGAAUUCCAAAGAUGUGUUGAAAGUUUAUAUAUU